Molecule: messenger RNA, 1514 nt
Organism: Brachypodium distachyon (stiff brome)
Lineage: Eukaryota; Viridiplantae; Streptophyta; Magnoliopsida; Poales; Poaceae
Product: TOM1-like protein 5
Exons: 10
Coding region: 224-1447 (407 amino acids)
Biological process (GO): protein transport to vacuole involved in ubiquitin-dependent protein catabolic process via the multivesicular body sorting pathway
Molecular function (GO): ubiquitin binding; phosphatidylinositol binding
Source: RefSeq, a predicted model, not a curated record
UGCCUUCCUUCCAGUUCCAGAGCCGCCUCCUCUCUCCUCUCCUCCUUCGUCCCCAACCCAUCCUUCUCUCGCAUCCCAGUGAGAUCACUGCGCUACAUGGCUCCGCCGCCGCCCACGACGGCGACGAGGCACUAGCGACGCAUCUCGAGGCAGCCGCAGCCGAUCCGGGGCUUGGAUUUUCUCGGAGGAAGAAGAAGGAAAAAAUCGUAGCGUGGACAAGAAGAUGGCUUCGGAAAUGGUGAAGGCGGCGACGAGCGAGAAGCUCAAGGAGAUGGACUGGGGCAAGAACAUCGAAAUCUGCGAGCUGGUCGCACGGGAUCCGGGGAAAGCGAAGGAUGUGAUCAAGUCUAUAAAGAAGUGUAUAGGAAGCAGGAGCAAGAAUGCUCAACUUUAUGCUGUCAUGCUACUGGAGAUGCUCAUGAAUAAUUGUGGAGAGCCAAUCCACAAGCAGGUCAUUGAUAAUGGGCUCCUCCCUAUACUUGUGAAAAUAGUGAAGAAAAAGACAGAAUUGCCAUGUCGCGAAAAGAUAUUUCUUUUAUUGGAUGCGACCCAAACAUCCCUUGGAGGAGCUAAAGGGAAGUUCCCCCAGUACUAUGAGGCGUAUUAUGACUUAGUGUCUGCUGGUGUAAAAUUUGCGAAUGGUCCAAAUGUUAUCGUCACACAUGCACAACAUCCAGUGCCUGAAGCAACAAUCGAACCAAAUAAGGACAAUCUAUCUAGCAGAUUGAAUGAAGGUCAGAAGGAAGCUCACGCGCAGCCUGUUUCUGACUCAAGUAUAAUGAAGAAAGCAUCUAGCGUCAUGGAAGUUUUAAGGGAUGUGCUUGAUUCCAUGGAUCCUAGACACCCUGAGGGAGCAACAGAUGAGUUUGUGUUGGAUCUUGUAGAGCAAUGUACAUUUCAAAAGCACCGGAUAAUGCAUCUGGUUAUGACGGCAAGGGAUGAAGUGGUGGUAUCACAAUGCAUAGAGUUGAAUGAAGAACUACAGAAGGUCCUUGUACGGCACGACGCGUUGCUAUCAGUGCAACCAACUACAACAGCAGUAGCUUCUAAUCUAAAGGAAGACGAGGAGGAAGAAGAUGCUGAAAGUCUUUAUCGGAGACUGCGGAAGGGGAAGGCUUUAUCACAAGACUAUUCACCUGAUUCCAUCCCAUCAUUCCGAUCCAUACCCGAGGACAAGAUGCGGCGCCCGCUCACCAUCCAACCACCUCUCCCCGACAGGAAACCCGGCGUGCUGAACAUCUGCUCACCAGAUCACCUGGAGGCAAGGCCCAACCCUGCCGCCUUGAUCCCACCGCCGCCUGCCAAGCACGCCGAGAGGGAGAGGUUCUUCCGGGAGAAGAGCCUGGAUGGCGGCGUCAACCUGCCGGGCCACCUCAGGGGCCUGUCGUUGCAGAGCAGCCGGGACGGCAGCAGCUCGUGCAGCGGCAGCACAGAUUACGGCGACUGACUGUCGAGGGGGCGGUUGCAGUAUGGUAUAUACAGUUCUUUUUUGGGUUCUUCAGGAUAAUCUCCGU